GGAGGCUAUGUGAUAAAUGCACCAUCUUUGAAACACUUGAACAUCGAAUGCCUCGAUCAUAUUGACUUCUGUCUGAUUGAGAAUGCGCCAGAGCUGGUGGAAGCAAAGAUCACUUAAGUUUCUCAUAUAGCCAAUGAGAACAUUCUUGCAUCUCUCACUUCAGCCAAGUGUCUUUCCUUACACUUAUACUCAGAGAUUAAGUAUCCCACUGGUAACAUCUUCUAUCAGCUGGUCUCUUUGGAGCUAGAUAUAGAUGAAAUAAAUGUGUGGAAUCUACUUUCUUUCAUGCUCGAUAGCUCUCCUAAAUUGCAAAUCCUCAAACUCGACGGCUCAUGUCGGGAAUACUGUCCGGUGGGCUGUGAAUGGAUUCAGCCGAAAUGUGUACGAGAAUGUCUGUUGCUCCAUCUUGAGACAUUGGUGUGGACAAGAUAUGAAUGGGAACGAGAAGACGUGAAACAAGUGGCCACUUACAUCCUCAAGAAUGCUAGACAGUUGAGGAAAGCAACUUUCUACCCAACAUGCGUCGGGCCGAAAGAGCUAGAAAAGUUGGAAAUGAGGCGAGAGAUGCUCAACGAGUUGGCUAGUGUGGCCAGAGGAUCGACCUCAUGUCACCUUGUGUUUGAAUCCGAAUGAUCUCUAGAAUGUUUACUGCUGUUUUAGCAAAUGAUCUUUCAAAAAGUCGAAGUGGAUUCUUAAGUGGUAAGAGUCUGGUGCAUUUUGAUGAUUAAACGUUGUUGGGUUGUUGGUAAAGACUGUUGUGACAUCUAUUUAAGCUUUUGGUAAUUUGGAAAUGGAACUGAGGCUGAUGUCAAAAUUCAUUGCAUUAUAUUGGAAUGAGAGAAUCUUUUGAAAAAAAAAACGCAUAAUCUUAUAGAAAAACUUUGGUUGUCCAAUCUGGAAAACUUGUUAUUUGUUCUCUUUAAAGCAACGCAUUUCUCAACCUUUUUGUUUAUUUUCUAGAGAAUUGGAAAAUAAACUUGAAUAUAAAAGGGGAAGAACAAUAUAGAAGGGGACCAUAACAGUUAGGCUAAGUAAAGGAAUAACCUAACCUCAAAGAAAACAACUUAUGAAAAAAUACAUUUGUUCAUUAGUACAUAAAGAAAUCGAUUGGAUCCCUCUUAUCAACAUAACCCAAAUUAAUAUCCUUAAUUCCAAAUCCAAAUACAAACCAAGAAAAUUCAGAAAAUGGAGAGAAAAGCUGAUCAUGCUACUGCCAACCGCAUCUACGAUGAGUUCGAUCCAGUCUUUAACUGGAAAAGUGAACAGGGAUUCGAAAUUCUCACAAUUAACCUUCCAGGGUUUAGGAAAGAGCAGCUUAAAGUGCAAGUAACCUCAACGAGGCAGGUAAGAGUGAUGGGAGAACGUCAUGCAGGAGCCAGCAGAUGGGUCCGUCUCCGCAAGGAGUUCCCUAUUCCAGCAAACAUCAAUGUUGACUCCAUCGCUGCCAUAUUUGUGGGCACAAGUCUUGUUGUGAAGCUCCCUAGACUAGAGCCAAUGGGGAAACAAACUUCUCCCAUUGUUACAACCGCAGCAACACCUCCCCCGGUUCAUAAGGAAGCCGAGAAGGUUCAACCAACAAAGCCAACAAGAGAGAAAGAAGCGGAACUAGAGAAACAUGCUGAGAAAGCUCAAUUGCCAACGCCAUCUAGAGAGGAAGACAAGAAACGGGCUGAGAAAGAAGAAGCUCUUAAGGGAAACGUUUGUGAUGGAGUUAAGCAAGAUUAUAGAAGUAAAAUGAAUGCAUACAAGGAGAAUCUUGGAGGAUAUAUGACAAUGAUGAAGAAUAAUCAGAGAGAACUCACAGUUGGUGUGGUUGCUCCGGCGGCUGCGGUUCUGUUGCUGUCGAUUGGAUUCUAUGCUGGUCAUAUGUUUUCUUCUUAAUAAAAUGGACGAUAAAAUGUAUAAACUUUGCAUAAAUUAAUAAACAAUCAUCAAAGAAAGAAACGUUGUUCUUAAUAGUUUUCAAAUUCCAACGAACACCUUGUCAAAAAAAACGAAAUAGAAAUUCAAAGUCAUGCAGUUAAUUUUAUCCAAAAAAAAAAAA
Brassica rapa (field mustard) is the source of this 2044-nucleotide messenger RNA. RefSeq names its product inactive protein RESTRICTED TEV MOVEMENT 2. Gene Ontology annotation, biological process: cellular response to heat. NCBI's taxonomy places the organism in Eukaryota, Viridiplantae, Streptophyta, Magnoliopsida, Brassicales, Brassicaceae. The record is from RefSeq and is a predicted model, not a curated record.